Messenger RNA from Polypterus senegalus (gray bichir), 3519 nucleotides. RefSeq names its product butyrophilin subfamily 2 member A2-like. The coding region runs from base 300 to 1565 and encodes 421 amino acids. The record is from RefSeq and is a predicted model, not a curated record. The transcript has 23 exons. NCBI's taxonomy places the organism in Eukaryota, Metazoa, Chordata, Cladistia, Polypteriformes, Polypteridae.
GCUAGAGGCUGCUGGCUUCAAGUCCUGCUGUCAAGUAUAAUGUUUGGAGCCGAGACUGAUCAGCUCUCCUCUAUUUGAUUAAUUGGAUAUAUAGAUGUGAAGGGAAAGUUGGUAAAUUAAUGCUAAAUUAAAUAUGUUUUAAUAGUUACUCCCCAGUACAUCCUCUCCCACUAAAUAAUGCAAAGCUCGAAAAACUGGCAAGGUCCCAAAGUCUACCCCUUAGCUUAAAACGAAACAGAAAGGAACUUGACGUCGAUCUGCACCGUUACUGCAGCUGUCUGUUAGAUUCGAACUCAGAGAUGAGUUUUAGAAUGGUGUUUGAAGCGCUUUUGUUCUUGACUCUCUUGCACUUCUCUGCCUGUCAGCCACAAGGUUUGGGAGAGGAGCCUCGUCUUUAUGUCAAACCUGGUGGAAUAAAUGAAAUUACUGUGACAUGUAAAUCGAAAGACUGGUAUCCCAAACCAAUAUUGCAAUGGAAAUCCAUUGAAGGCAAGAAUCUAACUGCACGUGCUGACAUAAAUAUCUUAGAAGACAAACCAUCUCUAUUUGAAGUGAGAAGUACACUCAAGGUGUCUAAGAGUGAUGAACAUAGAAUUAUAUGUAUCAUCCACCAUGGAAAAUACAACAACACACUUGAGGGACAAAUUGAAUUAGAUGAUGAAUUGUUCACUUAUUUGCCACAAUUAUGGUGCAUAGUGGCGCUAUGUCUUGGAGUACUUGGUGGUGCUCUUAUUUCUGUCUUAGCUGUUUGGAUAUGUAAAGUAAAAAGUGGACCGAAAAAGAGAGAUGAAGAAACUGGGAAAUUAAAUGAAGAACAGCAUCUUCUAAAACAAGAAAAUGUAAGCAAAGAAAAUGAAGUGCAAACAAAAGAAUUAGAAGAGAAGAUCAAGACAACAGAAUUAGAAGAGAAGAACAAAACAGAAUUACAAAAGGAGCAGAAGGAGAUUGAGAAAUUACGUAAUGAAAAAGACAAUUUGAAUAAAGAUUUACAAAAGGAGCAGAAGGAGAAUGACAACCUACGUGUUGAUAAUCAAAAACUAAAUGAAGAUUUACAAAAGGAGCAGAAGGAGAAUGACAACCUACGUGUUGAUAAUCAAAAACUAAAUGAAGAUUUACAAAAGGAGCAGAAGGAGAAUGACAACCUACGUGUUGAUAUUCAAAAACUAAAUGAAGCAAAUGAUGAACUCAGGAGUGAAAUUGAUAAGCUUGGAAUUGUGCCUGACACAGAAUGGAAGCGUAUUCAAGACCAUGCAGCUGAUAUGGUCCUGUCCCCUGACACAGAUCAUAGUGACAUUUCUGUGGAUGUUGAUGCAGCACAAGUGAGAUUUACAGGAGACACUAAGGGCCCAGACAAAUGGUGCUUUGUUACAGGCAGUGACCUGUCAAAAGUCCAGCAGGAUCACUACUGGGAGGUGGAGGUUGGUGAAAAGGGCAGCUGGGCGAUUGGACUGGCAUCUGAGAGCAUCAAAGAGAGCAAGCUUAUUCCUGAGCGCCCUGGGGAAAGGAUUCUGGAUCAUUCGCCUCUACAAAGGGAAAAAGUUAGAAGCCGUCUCAAGCACAGUUGAGGAAUGUCAGCAAAGACCCAGAAAAGUGGGAUUGUAUUGGAAAGGAAAGUGUUUACGUUUUUAUGAUGUGGAGAAAAAACAGCUCAUCCACAAAUUUGAUAUUCAAUGCUCUGAGUGCUUGUAUCCUGUCUUCAGUCCAGGGUCACGUGACAGAGGACCAUUAAUCAUCAAAAUUAAACAAAAUUAAAGAAAUUGAAAAUGUCAGAAAGAAUUUUGAUUUCUCCCCUGCAACAUCUGCUAAAUGUGCCACAUUAAACAGCACCUAUGGAGAGGUGAAAACAGAUACGGGCUCUUGCACCCUGACAAACUGAAAGUGGGUAUUGAAGAUCAGUUUUUUAGUCCUCCAGAUGAACUGGAUAAAGCUUGCAAUCUGGACCAUUUUUAAUGUGACAUUUCUGGCUUAUGGCUACAUUUUGGCUAAUUGGUUACCAACAAGUAAACAGCUAUUGCCAGUUUUUUUUUUGUUUUUUUUUUGCAUAAGCUUCAGUUAUUAUAUUGAAAUUUCUUCCAUUAAUUAUAUGUACACUUUGGCUACCACAGAGUAACCAGUUAUUGAUUUUAUUAAAAUUUAAUUAUUAUACUGAAAUUUCUUCCAUCAAUUAUAUGUACAAUUUGGCUAUGACAAAGUAUUCUGCUUUUUACAAUUUUUUUUUUUACAUCAUACCCUUGAUUUAUUAUAUUGGGACUGUUUAAGAUCAUAUCCUUGGUUUAUUGUAUUUGGACUGUAUUUUCACAAGAUAUUUCUGUUUUAACCAAUCUACACUGUUUUAGGGGGGAUUUGUUUCACUCUAUCUCUUUGAAUUUCAGAGGACCGGGACUUUGUGAAGUCUUACUUGCUUCACUUGCAGACGCAAAGUGGGAGGGGGUUAGGGUUGGGGAGUGGGUUGAAAAAGAGGAAUGCUAUAACUGCCAACUUAACAAUAGACUCCAUGGCUAUAAUAUCUGGCAAUAAUAUGAUAUCUAUGUAAAAGCUAUCAUAUAUAACAAUGUGUUACCUUAACCUAGGACUACAAAAUGUCAAGAAAUGUUCAGACACAAUGUUUCUAUGACCAAAUAGUGAACUUUGUGACCUAGAAUGUCAAGGGUCUCAAUGAUGAAUUAUGAAAAAAAAAACUACUUUCUCACUUAACAGGUCUAAAUGUCAAGAGAGUAAUUUUACAGGAGACUUAAUUAUUAAGCAAGGACUAGUUUUGGUUGCAAAGAUAGUGGUCUGGCCAAAUUUUGUACUCUUGACUAUACAAAGAAAACUAGGGGUAUGGGAAUCUUAAUACAAACCCAAGGUUGCUUUACAUACAGAGUAAAAAACAAUAAUAAUAAUGAUUAAUAUCUAUGUACCUUAUGUGGAUGGUAGAGAUUUCUUUCAAAAUGUAUUUACAUCUAUCUCUAUUGUGAACACUCACAAAAUUAUAAUGGCCGGAGACUUUAAUAGUGUUUUAAAUCCAGACCUGGAUAGAUCCUCAGAUACAGUGGCAAUAACAUCCGAUACAGCAGAGAUAAUUACAUAGUUUGUAAGUGAUCAUAACUUAUCAGACCCAUUGAGAUUUUUAAAUCUUAUCCAAAGAGCAUACUCUUUCUUCUAAUCCAUAUAUAAUUGUUAGCCAAGGAUUUAUUAUUUCCUUAUAGGCAAUAAUUUUUUCCACACUAUCAAAUCUUGUAAGUACGAUGCUAUUGUUAUCUCUGACCAUGUCCCUCUGAUCAUGGAGCUUAAAUUACUGCGCCCUACACACACACAUCUUGUAGCUGGCAUCUUAAUCCCCUGUCAUGCUGAUGAGCUGACGAGAACUGUACAUAAUUUAUAUCCAAGCAAACUGAUUAUUUUCUUGAGAAAAAUGCAUCCUCAGAGGUCUCAGCCGGUAUACUCUUUGAAACACUGAAGGCAUUAAGAGGACAGAUUAUUUCAUACCAGUAAUGGCGCACCGCAUGAAUACACGAGUUGAGUAUUCCUAGUUUUCAU